This is a messenger RNA of Paramecium tetraurelia, 5046 nucleotides long. RefSeq lists its product as uncharacterized. The transcript is spliced from 3 exons. The record is from RefSeq and is a predicted model, not a curated record. NCBI's taxonomy places the organism in Eukaryota, Ciliophora, Oligohymenophorea, Peniculida, Parameciidae.
AUGAAGCAAUUUAAAUAAUUGAAAAACUUUAACUAUUAUGUUGCAAGUUACCACAUUUUACUUGAAAUACAUUUUAUUAAGUUUAGCAAAUUGUGGUUGUAUUUGAUUCAUUUGAUUUCAGAAUUUUAGAUUUUUGGAGUUGUUGUGUUAAAUUUAAACCAAGAAUUACUUCAAUUACCAUUGAUGAAUAUUGAUUACGGUUUGAAUUUUCUUUCGAUGAUUUCAAGGCCUUAUAAAUUAAUUUUUGAAGAUAACUUUUUUUACUAUUCCUACAUAAUUCCAUUAGCAUUGAUCUCCUUAUACAUAUUCCACUAAUUGAUUACAUUUUUUCUAUUUUCCAACCAGUCAUCCAAAAGCAUAAUGGAAUACGUGAUGAAGAGCAAUAAUAUUAAACUUAUUUUUCAUAGUUUUAGUUUAGUGUUUUUAUCGAUUUUUGACAAACUACUAUGCAUACCCUGCAUUCAGUUGGCGUGUUAUUCAAUUCAAACAAACAUUAGCAAGGGCUUCUUUGGAGCUACAGAGUUUAUUAACACGCUGUUUUCACUGUUGACCCUUAUCCUCAUCUUGUGGAUUCAAUUAUUAUAUUUAAUGUUUGUGAAGGAGGCAAUUACCUUACAUUUGUUCAAUUUUAAAGUGCUUAUAUUUCAGGGACUAGAUUACUUUUACACAUUUCUAAUUUACUUUAUGGUGAUAAUUGACUGCUUGACUUUAGAAAAAGAGGUCAAGAAUUAUCUAAUUGUUAUUUUAUUUGUAUUUUAAUCAGUUUUUAAAUUAAAUUAAUUAUUAAAAAAAUAUCAAUACGUUAGCAACAUACAAGAUUACUUAAUCAAUUUGAAUGUAGCAUUUAUAUCCAUCUCAACAAUUUUAAUUGGGAAUAAUUUUAUUGAAGAAAAGCAAAAUUUAAUAAUCAUAAUAAUUAUAAUACCUAGCCUAACCAUAGCAUUAAGUUAAUCAAUAAUCAAAAAGAAAGAUUUCCAUCUCCUUGUUAGGCUCCCAGAAAAUCAAACCACUCAAACACAACAAUAUUUAAUCACUGUAUUUUCAUCCAAGAAUCAAUUGAAUCGAGUUUAAUAAUUCACUCUCUCCUUAUUUUUAUUUCAUCAUAAGAAUAAUUGCAUAGAUAAGUCAUGUGCAUGUAAAAAAUAAGGAUCGGAAAAUGAAAUAAAAUUAAAACAACUAUACUUGAGGCAAUUAAUCUUAGAUUUUGGCAAAUCUAUCAAUAAAUUAACAGAUUAAGGACUUAAGGGAUUCUUCUGUCUAUUUUAUAUCUAGAGUCUCAUAGCAAUAAACUAAUCAGUCAAGGCGUAUCAGCAAACUAAUAUCUUAUUACUCAAGCAAAGCGUUCAUUCAAUGAGUGACCAGUAAAAUAUCUUUAGUGAACAAACUACUUAUUCAUUGACGGUUGAAGAGAAUUAGAAUGUCUAUAAGAAGAAGAGCAACUCUGAUAUGAUCCAUAGACUUGAAAAGAUCUCCUUAAAUCAUAUCUCCUACAUUAAUCAAAUUAAAAUCAGUAUUAUAUUAGAGAUAGCCAAAUAAAAUUUAAUUUCGAGUUUUAGUUUUGGGAAUGUAAUCUAAAAGACUCAAUUAAGUCAAAGUGUUCAAUUAUUUAUGAAAGUCGAGGAGCAACAUCAACAAUUGAAGCAGAAUAUCACAAAUAUUAUAAACAGAAAGAAAGAUAUAUUUAUGAUAAUGUCUUCAACUAAAAGAUUGAAUCCAGAAAGAUUCUUGCAUCAAUGCCUAGAUCUGAUCAGAAGAAUAAACUUUAUGGAAAAUGAAUUACAGCAUUUGUUUUAAGAGUUCCCAAGCAAGAAAAUGCAAUCUAUAUAUUCAUUUUACUGUGCUGAAAUCUUAAAUAAUUUUAUGUAAGCUUACAGGAUUAUUAACUAUAAUGCAAUAUCAGAUAAUGCUUUAAUAAAGAUUUAAAGAAAUUACUAAGUUGAUUUACUAACUACUUAAUUACAUUACAUGAUCUUAAUUAUGGAUCAUUAAGGGACAGGUUUGUAGAUAGUGGAAAGAUCACAUUAAAUGCAUAAGAUAUUUGAUUAUGAUUAAUAAGAACUGAAGGAAAUCAAAUCUAUUCUAUCAUUAUUGCCAAGAGGAUUUUAAUCCAUACACAAACACUUGAUUGAAGAUUUCUUAAUCUCUGGGAGAUCAAAAUUCUUCAGAGAAUAAAAUGUGAAUUUAAUUUUAUAAAGAGAUUCCUUUUUAUGCCCAGUAGAUUUUUUCUUUGAUUUUGAUCUAACAAAAUUAUAAGAAUUGACUUUCUAAGUGUUUUUCUCUGAGAACAAUGGAGUCAACUCAUAUCUUAUCUUAAAUAAUAAACAUCUAAUAUUAGGUGUAACCAGGGAAUUCUGUAAGCAAUUAAAACUUUAGGAGAUUGAGUAGUCAAAAUUGCCAGAUUUGUUAUAUUUAACGGAUAUUCAAUUAAUAAUACCGGAAUUCUUCAAUUUAAUUGAUAACAAUAAAAUUGGUAAAAGUCAAUCUUUCUCCAAUGUUUAAAUUGUAUACAAUGAUAAAAACCAAACUGUUUAAAAAUCUUUAUAAAAUGAGAGUGCUUAGAUUAAGAAAAAUAAUGAUUAAAUUAGAUUUUAUUAUGCAAACAUAGUUGUUACUAAUAAACUAACACAUUCAAUUAUUGAAAUCAAAAAUGUUGUAGAAUCGAAAAAGUCGAUAUAAUAGGAAUCCAAUGAUUUCGAUAAUUUUGAAUAAGAACACUACGAAUUUAUUGAAGAAUUUCAUAUACAAUAGCCUAAUUUGUAUAAUAAUGAUUUAUUUCCUAAAUUAAAAAAGGAAAUAGAAGUCCAAAAUGAUUGUUAUAUUUAGGAAGAAAUAAAUGAAAAUACUGAUUAAAUAGAUACUAAUAGAAUUGUAUCACUGCAAUAACGGCAACUAAUUUCGGAAUCCAUAUAAUAAUAUGACUUAAUUAGUCCUGGCAGAAGUAAUAGUUUUGCAACUCACUAAAUGAAUCUGAGUUGUUAACAAAGAUUCUUUUAAAAUUAAAAUGAGGAGAAAGAAAAGGAAUAAUCACAAUCCAACCAAUCGCAUGUUGAGAGAGGAUUUGCAAAAUAUAAUAAUGAAUAAAACUAAUUAAAUGCUGAAAUCAGAGAAAAUUUAAGAUAAUAAUUAAAUGAAGAAAAUUAGACAUCUUUACAAGCUAAGAAAAUUAAUUUGGAUAAUGCAGCAUCAAGCACUUUGGGAACGUUUUCAUAAAACUUUUAGCUGUUUAAAAAGUAUGAUUUGCUGCAAUAGAUUGUCUCAUCUGUUAAAUUCUCUAUUAUGUUCGAUUUAAUGAUUUUCUCACUUUUAAUUGUGUCAUUGAUAUCAAUUAUCUUUGCGAUCAUCUUAAUUAAUAAUUCGAGUACAGACAUCUAUAGUGCCUUGAGUUAAAUGUAAAUGUUAGAAUUCUACACUUCGUUUAUGAACCCUUGCUAUUUAUUUUUAUCCUCAUUUGCUUCUACGUAUAAUUACAUGAAUGGAUCAUUUGAACAUAAUUAGCAAUAGAGCAUAUCAUCAUUAAUACAAUAUCAUUAAUUUACUAUAAACCAAUCAUUCGUAAAUAUUAAACAAAGUUACUCCUUAUAAUCUAAAGGUAAUUUGCUUCAGUAAGACCUUUCAACUACUCUAAUGGACUUUAAAUACAUUGAAGGCAAUGAAUUUACAAGUGAAUAAAUUUCAUUAAGAGAAGCAAUUUUUCAAAUCAUCCAAUACUAAUAUAAUUUUUAAUCCAUUUUUACAUAGGAGAAUGGUCUAGAUCAAAUGAUAUAAUAGUUAAUAUCAUAUUUAGUAAAUUUGGAUGAUGUCAAUAAAGAAAUUCUUAACUUAAACACUGAAAUAGUAACGUAUAUUAGUGAUAAUAAUUUGUUAUUAUAAGAAAAGUGGAUUUUACUUUGUCUUAGGUGCACUUAUUUAAUUCUAUUAUUUCAACUGUCAGCAUGGCUAUUGUACAUUAAACACAUACGGAAAUACUCCAAAGUCCUGAAGUUGUUUCAGAAAGUAGAUGUAGUUUGGGUGUUAAGAGACUUGGAAAGAUGCAAGGAGUUGUUGGGUUUACUUAAUAAAGAUUCCAAUUUAAUGUUCAGAUACAAGUUUAACAUAUUUUUGAAGGAAAGAUUCUUUAGAAGUGAAUUAUCAAAGAAACACAUAAUACAAGACAAGAUCAAGAGAACAGGAUUCAUGAAAUUGGAUUCGAAAUAAAAGCUAUUAUUAAGUAGACUGGGCAGUUUUAUUUUAUACUCAACUCUAUUUUGCGUUUUCUUUAUUUAUUCGUUCAUAAUGAACUUUUAAGGAAUUCAGUUUAUGGAUUACUAUCAAGAGAAGAGUUUGCAAUACAACCAAAUUGGAGAACUUGGAUUGUCUAUUCCUAAAGCUUAUAGUUUAAGAGAAAUAUUGUAUUUUAAAAGUAAUAACUUUAAUGGAUAUGAAUAUAUAUCUUAAAAUCUAACUGACCAAUAUUUACAAAUCAUACAAGGUAGUUUGGAUAGUUUGAGCAAUUUUCUAUAAACCUACACAAUUGCUGAUAGUAAUUACAAUGACUAAAACUUGUUGGACUUGAACAAUCAAACACUGUGUGAGGUUGAAAGUAUUUAGAAAACAUUUGAUUUGAAAUAACAAUUUUUAUGCAAACAACUCUAUGACAAUGUUAUGGAUAGAGGUCUAUCCAUAACUAUAAACAAAGUGAGAAACAUAUUACUGACAGAAAUGAAUAAUUCCUAAUUAUUUACUUAAAGAGCGAGUACACCAUUUAAUGAGAUAGAGAUUGGAAUUUAUUUGAGUGUGAUCAUUAUGGGUGUGUUGGACACCAUUAAAACAGGACUUUCAGAAGAAGCAGAUUAAUUAAAUAUGACUAUUUAAAUUGUAUCCAUUUUUUAUUUAGUGUUUACCUGCCUUAAGAUAUUGUUUGUUCUUAUAUUUGUUCGAAACCAGUAUUUUAUCGAAUAUUAAAACAUUAAGAAAUUAACAAUCUUGUUACCAUAGGCUGCAUUAUUUAUUGAUGAUUUAUUUGAAAGACAGCUCAGAUAGCUAAUUGCUAAAGAAAAUCUCGUUUGA